This is a messenger RNA of Venturia canescens, 4566 nucleotides long. RefSeq lists its product as uncharacterized. NCBI's taxonomy places the organism in Eukaryota, Metazoa, Arthropoda, Insecta, Hymenoptera, Ichneumonidae. The coding region runs from base 595 to 2781 and encodes 728 amino acids. The transcript is spliced from 15 exons. The record is from RefSeq and is a predicted model, not a curated record.
UUGACAUUCAACAAAUUAAUUUGCCGAAAUUUCUUCAUAUUUGACAUGCGUGAUAAACUUAUUCGACCAUAUGUUUCUCGAAGAGAAACAAUAUAUAAGUACACGUGUAUAUAUAUCGCAGCCGAUUAAUCGUCAGAUUCUGUACUGCGACGUAACCGAGUGAUAAUUUCGAUAGUCUUGUAUCAUUGCGUAUAAAAAUGACUCGGAAUAAUCUGUUUUUUUUUUUAAUUUUUUCAUUUCAACGUAUGAAUUGCGAUUUGAAGAUUAUUCUGAUUGUUCAAUCGUUCGGAGCCAUAGUCACAUAACCUUACAAACUGAUUAUUAAAUUUUCGCAACAGAGAUUCUAAGUGAAUUUUGGAAUGAUGAAAAAAAAAAUUUUCAUUGCAUAAAAAAUAUAUCCCAAAGUCGAGGUAAAGACUUCACAAAAACAUCAGCAGCAUUUUUGGAAAAAAAACGAACGCCUGAGUCUUUGUUCAUCACUCACAGCUAAUUUCUCGUCUGUCCAAUUUUUCGCGAGUAGAACGUCAUCAAAUUUUUUUCGAGUUUUUAUAUUUUUCUGUAUUAAUUUCGAAAAUAGAACAACAAAAUUUCAGGAUGCUCCAAACAAACAAGGAUCUAAAACUUCGGGAUAUCUGGCGCACGUGUAAUAAAAUUCGGGGUGCUGUUUUCCGCGUUGGUUUAAAUCUAUGGGACUAUUACAAACCUCUCGACCCCAACAACCAAAAAGUACUGUCAGAAGCGAAAUUCGUAGCCGUUCUCGCUGGACCUUUGAAAGGGGCGAUUGGGUUAUCCGACUCAGAAAUCUGCGAUCUCGCCGAUUAUUUUCGAAUUCAAGAUGGCCGAAUUCUUUAUUCCCAACUGUGUGAGGUUAUACAUGACAAUGUUCCCGAAUUCGGCGACUCGAAACCCCUCGUCACGGGCCUCGAGUGGGAGGAUCCGCUUCACGUUAAUCGUAUAAGUGCAACAGAACACAGAAAACUCAACAUAAUCAUAACGAAAAUUGCUGUACUCUUGAACAAACGAAAUAUGGUUUUGAGGCCGUAUUUUCAGGACUACGAGUUGGUCUCGAAAAAUGCUGGAACCGUGACACUAGCACAUUUCGGCAGAAUACUUAAGUUCGUAGGCAUCGCGAUGGCCGCCGAAGAGUUCAGUUUACUCGUGAAAAGGUUCGCUAAGGACGGUUAUACAGUAAAUUACGUGGCUUUCAUAAAAGCUGUUGACGAAGCACAGAAUUACAUGGAUCAACAUGGAAUAUUAGACUUGGGAGGCGAUAUUUUGGAUCAAUUUCCCGGUCGCAUUAUCACAGCAGAGCUCCCGAAACUGCCCAGACCCGAAGUAGGCAAAAUCCCACCGAGUAGAGUGUUUGGGAAGCAAACGAUAUUCCAUCCAGCUUUGGAUGAGAAAAGAGAUUUAAUGCCUCUCCGAGAAGUAAUCUACAGAAUUCAACGCCACAUUUUCGAACGGCGGAUACGAAUAAACGGAUUUUUUGAGGACUACGAUGCACUGAACUCUGGAAGAGUCACAAUAUCGCAGUUCAAACGGGGACUCGAUGCUCUGCAAAUCUCUUCGCUCGGCCAUUUGUAUCUUGCCCAAUCGGAAAUUGAUGAGCUCACUGCACUUUACACUGAUUGUAACGACCCAGAUCGGGUUCUGUGGAAAACCUUUGCGGAUGACAUCGAUCAAGUAUUCACUGUGAAAGAACUCGACAAACUACCCCGGUUGCAAGUCGAGCAGCCACCGCCUGUGAUAGCCGAGCUCCCGAAAAUCGGCCAGAAGAAUUGGCAAUGCGAGAAUCAAAGCAUGCGGGAUUUGUGCGAGGAGAGUUUGAGAAAAAUUCGUCGUCGAGUCGAAGAGCGAAGAAUUUUCCUCAAACAAUUUUUCCACGACUACGACAAAUUAAAUCACGGUCACGUAUCGCGAACUCAAUUACGUCAGGUGCUAGCGACAGCGUUGAUACUACUUUCCCGGGAAGAGACUUUUGCUCUCGAGCAGAGAUACAACGACGAUAUGGGUUUUAAUUACGCGUGGCUUUUGAAAGAACUCGACUCACGUCCGGUCGAGGGUUCCUUAUUCGAAGCGAUGCUUGAAGAAAGAAAAAAAAUCAACGCUCCGCGAGCCGAGCCUAAGCCUUCCGAGAGCGAAACCAACAUAGUCCUUGUUUUGGCCAAGAUCAAGGCCAAAGUCGUUCGAGAGAGGAUCAAUGUGACUGAAUUUCUGAAGCCACUCGACGUACGAAACGAGCAGGUUCUAUCACGCGAAGAUUUCAUCAGAGGAAUCGAUCAGCUUCGGUGUAAUCUCAGUUGUGCGGAAAUAGGGACAAUUAUGGAAGUUUUCAAAGCUCCCAUGAGGCCUAACUUCGUCGAAUACGUGAGAUUUGCAACGGCAGUCGAAGAAGCUUUGGCUACGUCGGGUUUGGAAAGAGCUCCGUUGUUAGUGCCGCUGCAGCACGUGCCAUCCGAGGCGUGCGAAAGGACUUUUUUGAAUUAUGACGAACGCCAGAUUGUAGCUAAGGCUAUGGAUAAACUUGUGCGCGUACAACAACCCAAUCUCGAAGAACUUUUCACUGACUAUGACAAGGAAAAGAUUGGAACAGUGUCGAAAGACAGGUUGAUGAAAGCCCUCGCAACGAGAAACAUGCUGCGACUGAUUAGUCCGAACGAACUUGAUGUUCUGCACAAAUGCUUCUCGGUCGAACGAGGGGGACGUCUUGAGCUGGAUUAUCGAGCAUUCUUGCGAGCUUUGAUUAUUUUGAGUGAAAAUAAAAAAGUUUUACCCUUUUAAUGGAAAACCUUUCAAUUUUUUUUUUUUACUUUCGCUAUUUUUAAUAAUAUAACCUUGUCUUUUUACUCGUUCCUGCGCAUGAAAUUAGUCAGUCCAUUACAAUACUUGUAAAACCACCUUGACGUCAUACAUUUUUUUUGUUAUUUGUAACUCCACGAAGACAGUAUAAAAAGGCGUAUUUUUCUGUAGUUUUGUCUUUUAUUUCUGAUCAUUCUGUAACAUCGAAUCGCGUUAUCUAUUCGACGGGCAUCUUCGAUCGCGUUGAUCUUUGUCAUUCUGUGGGUCAAAACCAACAUUGCAAGAUGAAAUUCCUGAUCGUUUGCGCCUUCGCCAUCGUAUCAAUCAGUGUGAACGGGGCACCCCAGGCCGGACCGAUUCUCGGGCUUCCGAUCGAGUCGUAUUCCGAGAGCUGUCGACCACGAGCGUGUCCAAAAACCGGGGAAACCAAACUCGGCUUUCCUCUGGACUGUCUUUCGUACGUUGAAUGCGUGAACGGGGUUGCUACAACGAGAGCUUGUCCUGCGGACAUGUUCUGGAACGAGGAUGCUGGAAAUUGUACGGAUCGUAAAACGACCAAGUGCAAUCAAUGCUGGUAGACGAGACGAGCUCACUGCGCAUUACUGGCUUCAAAAACCACUGAUCCUUCCCGACUAUGAUCCUUUUUUAUUUUUACUACGUUACAAAUUUUAAUCACUGUUUAUCGAUAUUCCAGUGAUGACCCAGCAAAAUUAUUGAACAUUUUACAAUUGAAAUUCAAAAAACUUUUUAUUUGUAUUACAACACAUCGAGCUGUAAAAUUUAAAAUGCCAUUAUUAUUCAUGUAGAAUAAUUGUUUAUUUGGAAUUUUUUUUCUCAAUUUCAUCGUUCCUGCUUAUACCAUUCCGGGUUUUUAUUAAUCCAUCCGGCCAAUUUAAUAUUUAAUAUUUCAAUUUUUAUAAAUUAAUUUUAUCCCUCAAAUAUGCGAGUGGGCAGCUAAUUUUUUGUGUAGCUAGUUUUUGUGUGUUGUGUUCAAUAUUUUGAUGUGAACUACAAAAUGUAAUUUUUUCGAGGCAUGGGUAAGGUGACCUUUCUCGUAAGAACGCCAACCGCACACCCAUCGCUGUCAUAUAUAUAAUUUUGAGCAUAAAGUAAUGAUGGCGCUAUGAAAAGUGACAACGAUUGAAUCGAAAUACUAUUGGCAGGAAGUGACGCGAUAGAAAACUCCGAAGACGCUUAUAAAUCUAAUUUACCUGUAACUAUAAUGCGCUACGGUCAGAUGAAAAAAGAUACUCCAAACUCUCUCUUCCUUGAAAGUGUAACCUUCGAUUCGCGAGCAGUGUCGGUCACUUGAAAGCAACGUGGCUUCAUCACGUGACUCGUGCAAGUAUAGAAAAUAUUCUCGAUCAAAGCCUACGAUCGCGGGAAACGAGUAGAGAAAGAAAGGAGUCAAGAGUCGAGUCGAGUCGUACCGAAAAGGAAUAUUUCCUCAAAUAAAAGGAAAAGGACGAAGGUUGAGUCGAGGUUCGGUGUACAGAGAGAAAAUCGGUCGAUGAAUUUUAUAGAGUGGGUCAAGUGAUAUCGAUCCUUUGAGAUAUACACGUGUAUGGAAGUACGUGUGUGAAUCCAUUUACCGAUAUGGAUGUGUGCACAUGGAAUCCUUAUGCAAAUGUUGAUGCUUUUGCCCACAUAGGAGUUGGAAUAAAUUAAUCGAUAAAAUUAGAAUAUUGAUUGAAUUGAAAGGCCAUCGUGAGUCUGAGGUCGAUUUUACUUGAAUAUGUAUUUGAAAUAAAAAUAAUUGUAUUUUUA